Molecule: messenger RNA, 279 nt
Organism: Pelobates cultripes (western spadefoot toad)
Lineage: Eukaryota; Metazoa; Chordata; Amphibia; Anura; Pelobatidae
Source: the annotation of a GenBank genome assembly
AUGGCGGAUUCACAAGCCUCGCACACAGCAACGAACCACAUGGAGCAAAUACUCCAACGCAUUGACAAGCUAUUUGCCCAAUUCUGGGCCAAGCUGGAGAGGCGAGCGCUACCCACACAGCGACCGAGACAAAGGGAAACCCAGAGGGGCCUAAGCCCAAACACUGAAUGCUACCAAACAGGCGCAAAACCUACCACGAAAACUACCAAGCCAAUGACCAGCCCAUGCAAGCCGAGGACCACAGGGGCGCUUAACGCAGUGAACAACACGUGGGCAUAA